AUGUCUAACGGAUACCUUACCUCCCCGCUCUCUCCGCCACGCCCAGCGUCCCGGCCCUCCUCAAGAGGCUCUCACAGGUCACAAAGCCCGAGCGUAACAUUGGGAGAUGAUUCUGUGGCCAUUCGAAACCAAAUGAGUACGCUUAAGCACAACAUCCGGCACCAGCAAGCACAACUACAACAGCUCGAAAACAACAUCCUCGCCUCCCGCCGCCCAUUGCCGCCCGGCUUCCUCUCGGACCCGCCCAUGUCGCCCUCGGAACUGGAGCAAUCGAUACGCGUGGGUCGCCGGAGCAGCUUCGAAACGCUGGCGGGGCUUGCAGGCCGGGAGUCAGGACUGCCGUUGCCGCGCCGCAAGCCGUCGCUGGGGGAUAUCGGGAUCCGGGAAGGUAUUCCGACCGGCUCGGGGUCAUAUAGGACGGGCAGUCCAACGCGUACACUGAGUCGCAUCCCCGUGUCAUCGGUCGGCAACGCUCGUGCUCUCGCUGGGGACGACUCCGGGAACACCUCCCAGUUCAGCAUGAGCCUCAAUGUUUCUACCUCAUCUUCCGGAGGCGGGGUCUCACCUCGGCGCGCCUCCUUUGCCCCCGGGAACACGACCAAGGUGCUUGCGGACCUUCAAGCGGGCGUGCUCAACGCAAAGAACGCGCUCGAGAACACGAAGGCGCAGCUCCGGGUGAGUCAGCGGCAAGUGAGCCAGCUGACGAGGCAAACGGAAGAUUUGAAGGAGGUCCGCGAGCGGCUGCGGCUAGAGAACGAGGGCCUGAACAACGUCGUGGCGCGCAAGGAGCGGCUGCUGCAGGAGGUGCUCGAGCGCGCGCGGAAAGCGGAAGCAGAAGUGAUCACGCUCAAGUCGUCGCUCAAGAACGAGUCAUCGACGUCGAAGAAGACCAUCCGGGACAUGGAGACGUCGUUGACCGAAUAUACGGGUCGGACACAGAAGGCGGAGCGGGAGUACACCGUCCUCCGGGACUCGAUCAAGGACCUUGUCGAGUCGUUCCAAAAGGAUGCGUUGACUUUGCGGGAGGAGGUCAAGCAACGGGAGGACAAGCUCAAGGCGGACGCGGAGGAGAUGGGCCGCAAGUACAAGCUGCUGCUCGAGCAGGUGCGGAAGGAGCGCGAGUCGGGCGGGUUGGGAGAGAUUCGGUGGCUGUUGCACGAGAACAAGCGGAUAUCGGAGCUCAUGGAGGUCACGCUCAAGGAGGAGAUGCAGGGACUGCGGGGAGAGGUCGACCGGCAUGCCCAGGAGAGCGACGAGGCGAUACAGACCGCAAAAGUGCUCGCCACCGAGCUCAGCCGACUACGGCGUCUCAUGCGACAAGCAGGAGCCGUUGCUGCGCAGGAAGCACGCCAUGGCCCAUAA
Messenger RNA from Epithele typhae, 1362 nucleotides. RefSeq lists its product as uncharacterized. NCBI's taxonomy places the organism in Eukaryota, Fungi, Basidiomycota, Agaricomycetes, Polyporales, Epitheliaceae. Bases 1 to 1362 code for a protein of 453 amino acids. The record is from RefSeq and is a predicted model, not a curated record. The transcript is spliced from 6 exons.